AUGGAGGGACGAGUGAGAAAGUACGGACAUCACCAUCAACAAUUGAGUCCUGAUAGAGCUAAAGUCUGGAAGGAGAGGUCUCCUAGGUAUCAGCAACGGCAACCUGAGCCGGAGCCGGAGCCGGAGCAGGAGCAGGAGCUAGAGCUACAUCAGAAGAGUCGGAAAGUCCCUGUGGUUUACUAUCUCUGUAGAAAUCGACAGCUUGAACAUCCUCACUUCAUCGAAGUUCCGCUUACUUCAUCAGAGGGUCUUUUCUUAAGAGACGUAAUUGAAAAACUUAAUGUUCUCAGAGGAAGAGGCAUGGCGUCAACAUACUCAUGGUCUUGCAAGAGGAGUUACAAAAAUGGAUUUGUCUGGCAUGAUCUUUGUGAAGAUGACCUAAUUCUUCCCGCUAAUGGCAAUGAAUAUGUUCUUAAAGGCUCAGAACUCGUUGAAGAAUGUAAUUCAGGUCGUUUCACACCUCCCAUAAAACUACAAGCCCUAAAACAAUUACCAGAACCACCAUCUUCAAGAAGUCAAGAUGACUCAUCAUCUUCAACAAGCAUGAGUGGUGUUUCCCCUGAAUCAAGAGGUGAAAAAUCCACAACAUCAGGUGGUUGUCUAAGCUUAACAGAAUACAAAAUCUACAAAACCGAUGGUCUUGCAGAUGCUUCAACUCAAACAGACGAAAACAUAAAAGUAGACUCAUCUCCUCAAAACCUUAAACAAAACCCCGAGAUACAACCAGACCCAUCUCCACCUUCUUCCUCCACGAGUUCUUCAAUAGGAAAAACAGAAACUUUGGAAUCUUUAAUCAAAGCUGAUGCUAGUAAGUUAAAUAGUUUUAGAAGACCAGAAAUUCAAAGCAACACAAAGCUUAGGGCUACAGAUAUGUUGAUGCAAUUGAUUUCAUGUGGGUCAAUUUCUGUCAAAGAUCACAGCUUUGGGUUAAUCCCAUCUUACAAACCAAGAUUUUCAGAUUCAAAAUUCCAAUCUCCUUUGUUUUCAACAUCUGUAAUGUUGGGGGAUCUUGAUUGUUUGCCUGAAAAUCCAAGAUUUAUGAGUAUGAGGUUAGAAGAUAAAGAAUACUUUAGUGGGAGUUUAGUGGAAACAAAAGUCAUCAAAGAAGAAGGCGUCCCUACUUUAAAAAGAUCAUCUUCCUACAAUGCUGACAGGAGUGAAAAUAGCGAUCAAGUUUCAGAAACAACAACACGUACAAAGUGCAUACCAAGAUCACUCAAGGGUAAAAACGUAAAAAGUGAACCAAUGAGAUCUCCUAUUUCUGAUGGGCCUAGAAUUUCAUCAGAAGGCCCAAGUUCAAGAAUCGUGUCACCUUGCCCUUCGAAUUGCAGUAGUAAAAGAAUGACAACCAAGAAACAAUCAGGAAGAUUGGAGUCUUUUCGGGAAGAGAAGGAUAAUAUGGUCAAAAUCGAAGAAAGCUGGCUUCAGGAGCUAGGGUUAUAAUUCAUUCAGAAGCACCAUGUGAUACAGAAAUUUACUCGUAAGUUUGUUGAAAUUCUUGU
This is a messenger RNA of Lactuca saligna, 1502 nucleotides long. The record is from the annotation of a GenBank genome assembly. Lineage: Eukaryota; Viridiplantae; Streptophyta; Magnoliopsida; Asterales; Asteraceae.